Messenger RNA from Cynoglossus semilaevis (tongue sole), 2058 nucleotides. It is a transcript of the gene spata6, whose product is annotated as spermatogenesis associated 6. The record is from RefSeq and is a predicted model, not a curated record. The transcript is spliced from 12 exons. The coding region runs from base 64 to 1386 and encodes 440 amino acids. Gene Ontology annotation, biological process: spermatogenesis. NCBI's taxonomy places the organism in Eukaryota, Metazoa, Chordata, Actinopteri, Pleuronectiformes, Cynoglossidae. Gene Ontology annotation, molecular function: myosin light chain binding. Gene Ontology annotation, cellular component: sperm head-tail coupling apparatus.
AAGAAGUCUUCUGCUUUUGGCGGCCAUGACAACAAACUUGAAAAGUUUGUUGGAGUUCGAUGGAUGGAUUCGAUGGGGAUGAAAAAGAUUUGCCGAUCUAAAGUGCGUCGAAAGUUUCUCAAAUGUACGGUUUGCCUGGAAAUUCAGGCGGUCACAUGUCCAGGGGUUCUUCUGUCCAGAAAGAACUCUAUCUACCUCAGUGUGUGCAUCAUGGGCCAAUACAGGAAGACUCCCUGUCUGCCGCCUGUCUUCCCUUUACUGUUCCGCCACAAAAUGGUCUUUAUUAAGAAUUUCCCUGGUGCCGUUGACCCUGGUGAUGUAGCUGACCUCCUGAAAGAUGACACGACGUCUUUAGAGCUAAUACAGGUCGUCCCUCCAGAGGGUGAAAUACUGGCCACGGUGCAUGAGAGCAGCAGAGACUUUUUGUACCCCAGUCCCAGUCCGAGCUCAGGAGGAAGAGAAAUACUGAUGAAGAAGUCCUCCAGUUUUUCUGGAAUCUCCCCCAAAGUGGAGUUUGCUGUGACAUCAGUGAUAGAAGAGAGUGAUCGGACUGAAAGCUCCGCUGCCUUGUCUAGCUGCUCCCUGUCUCCUGUCAAGUCACCCUUAACCCCAUCCAAGAAAAGUUCAUCAAAACGAAGCACACCGUCCAGACAUUACUCCGGCGCAGAUGAUGGCAAAAGUUUUUCUUUCAACCUCGAUCAAGAAAAACUGAAGAAGAACUGUAUUAAAAACACUGCAUUGUCACAAUCAUCCAGACAUUUCCCUGCUUCACCCGUGCCUGGCCACCUCCACCAGAAAGAUAAGACGGAGAAAAAAGAUGGAAAAUCUGGCUACCAGCAGCCCACGGUUUCCUCAAGGACACGGGCUCUGUCCCCUUACACACACCGAAAGAUGUGCCAGCUUUCAGAGGAUGCCAGGCAGAGACUCAGCCACCUCCAGCUGGGGCCUCACUAUUUCACUAAAGAGACGGAGAGCCAUCCACCUUUCUUGGUGUCUCGGUGCAGCGGUGCCUCUUUUAUGGAAACCUGGUGGUCUCCCCACAGUGGCAGCAUCCAUGAUCCAUCUCUGUCCUUCACUGAUCAAACAGAUUCCUCUCUUCUUGGUUCUUACAGACCAAAGGUGACCAGCGUAAAAUCGGAUUUUGUGAAGGUCACCUCAUCUGCAGAGACACAGUCCAGACAAACCCAGAGCUCUGAGAAAGACACUGACUCUGUUCUACUCCGAGCCGUGCCAAACUCCAGAAGAACCUUCGAUUACAGCAGUCAGUCACAAAGAGACAGUCUAUGGACCAGUCUGCCCAGUCCAUCCCACUGGGAGGAGAUUCACAGCAGAGUCCAGAGGAUCCUGCAGACACACAGACACCAAGGGUCGCAAGGUGACCUCUGACACGCUGUUCCAAGUUAAACCACGUAAAUACAAUUGGAGAAAUGUCAGGUCACCUGCGGAGUCAGUUCCACAGACUGUGACUGCAGUUCGCAGAGAGGACAGGACGGAGGGGUGUAAAGAUCGUUACAGUUGCCGGUUCAAACACGUGUCAUUGCUUUUCCAGAUAGAUGUCAGUCUACAAGUAAGUUUUUCUUAAAUGUUGUGAAUAAUAUACAAAAUAUCCCUUUGGUUGUAUUAGAUUUAUUUGCAGAAAUGCUAAAGGCAGGCUUUGUUAAGGCUCUGGAAACAGUGUUCAAAAACUGCAGCAGAAAAUGUCUUAUUGUUGAUCUAAGUUCAGGCAAAAAUAUCUAAGUAUAUAUAUAUAAGUUAAGUUAUUACAAAUUUAGUUUUUACAAAUGACAGCUUAACUUAAUAUUUUACUUUUAAUCCUAUUUCAAGUUCUUUACUCUUACAUCACAACAGCGUUACUGUUGUGAUGUAAGAGUUGUGAUGGAUUUUUUUUUAUCUAAAAAGGUUUGUUUUUUGAGUGUUUUGAUUUACUUUGACUCAUGCUUUUGUUUUAAUCACCAUUAAGGAAAUGUGAUUUGUUGAUGCCUUAGUGAUUUUAAUUACUCUUUUAUUACAAUGCACACAAUUUCAACAAAAUAUUUAGGUCUCAAAAAAAAAAAGAAA